AUUGUUUUCUGCCCCCGCCCACCUGUGAGUCCUAUAAGACAGGCUCCCGCAGCCCCGACGCGGCACGCUGCCGUCCCGCGGAAAAUGGACGCGAACAUUGUCGUUAUGGGGACAGAAAGCGUCGGGAAGUCAGCGAUCACGGUGCGUCUUUUGACUCGGAGAUUCAUCGGCGAGUAUGGAGAUAUUGAAUCCAUCUACAGUCACAGUUUAGGGAGGGAGUUAACCCUCAAUAUUUGGGAUUCUCCUUAUUCUGAGGAUUUGUCCGUGGAGACCUCACUCUUUGAGAAGAAGGUCCAAUGGGCAGACGGCUAUGUUCUUGUCUACAGCAUCUGCGACCGGGCCAGUUUCAACUCCGUCAGCAGGCUCAUUGAGACCAUCAAGUCCACCAAAGACUACGUGGGCGCAGACAAGGGGCCCAUCGCCAUCGUGGGUAACAAGAGGGACCUGCACCACAGGCGGACAGUGCUCAGCGAGGAGGGCCGCCUGCUGGCUCGCAACACGGACUGCCACUUCUACGAAGUGUCUGCAGCCGAGGACUACCACAGCGUGCGCACGGUGUUCCACGGGCUGGUGGACAGGAUGAAGGACGCCAAGCUGACCUCAAAGAGACCUCUGGGGUUCAGGGGCAUAGUGAGGACCAUGUCGGCGGUGUUUACCAGGAGGCGGACGGACUCCUUUUAGUGAGGCCACGACAGAAGAGGUGGGAGAUUUUGUGCAAAUCUUCAAAAGAGCGGUUACACGUUGUGUUGGACUGGAUGGAUUACGAUCUGUGAGAAAUAGCCGGGUUACUGGGCCAAAGGUAACAAGGAGGUCUCCUGAGGUGGAGAUACUUCAGAUGUUGCCGCCGUUUUGAACACUUGACUUAAAAGUGGGUUUAACUGCACUUCAAGUGACAGGAGACUCAUGAAAUAACUCCUUCGUUAGACAGAUACCUGAUGUAUGAGAUAAUUAAGUUUGAAUGGAAAUAAUAUCCACAAAAAGUGCCCUUUUAUUCAUAAUGGCCGAAGACUGUAAAAGGAAGCUCAGAACUGGAAUGUUUGUACCACUGGAAAAUGACUGAAAAGUUCCCUUUGCAAUCGGGUAAUUCUUGUAUUAAAACAUUUGUGUUACGGUCUAAGCGCUUUAGAGCAUCACCCCAAAGCGUUCUCUACAUUUAAGAGCGCUCAUAUUUUGACUUUAUUUAUGAUUCAAAAAUUGAAAUGUAGUUUCUCUUUUGUAAAUAAAGCAUAAAAUGUGAUUUGUGUUCCGGUGAAAUGUUCUUUUGCAAUAACAUGAUUACUAAUUGAGGCAAGGUCCUCAAAGUGGGACUUCGGAUCAAUAUAGCUGUGUUUUUGUAGGAGUGAAGUUCUGCUCAAGGGCACUAGAGCAUAAUGAAUGCUGGUUUCUUCACUUAUCGUAUGAUCCCACAGCACAUUUCUGUGUUUGUUUUGACACCGCUACACUUUACCUCAAGUCCUCAAAUAACUGAGAUGUGUUGUGUUUAGCAGUUGGCCAAUGCAGGUUUAAAGACUUGAAAAUAUCCACUGAAUCUCUGCAUAUUAAUAGCUAGAAAAUGCUUGUCUGGCAUGAAUUAAAGGUUUGAACCAACGAA
Gasterosteus aculeatus aculeatus (three-spined stickleback) is the source of this 1591-nucleotide messenger RNA. Its product is annotated as Ras-related and estrogen-regulated growth inhibitor-like protein. The record is from RefSeq and is a predicted model, not a curated record. Gene Ontology annotation, molecular function: GTP binding; GTPase activity. Lineage: Eukaryota; Metazoa; Chordata; Actinopteri; Perciformes; Gasterosteidae.